AUUCAUUCAGUCAGUAAGCGAGCGAGUUUUGGCGUUGAAUAGUUCUGGCGUGUGUUAAAAUGGCAUGUCCUUUUAUCAAUGGUCCAGUUGACGAAGGAGCAGCAUUACUGCGCGCAGAAUUGAAUCUUGGUCGGGAGAUUGUUUUCAGACUGCGCAUAGAUGUUUUGGCAUUUCCGGACAGUUAUCUGUUUGAACGGUACCGCUUCACCUCGGACUCCAUAAUCUACAUCCACCACCUAAUCCGUCCUUACAUUUGCAACAUUACCAACCGCAGUCGCGCUCUAACAUCCCAGCAGAUGUUGUGUGUUGCGCUGCAGUUCUUUGCGAAUGGGAGUUUUUUAUACAACAUCGGAGAUGCAGAACAUUACAGUAAGGCCACUGUUUGCAGGGCGGUCAGAAAAGUGUGCCUGGCCCUGAAACGGCUUCUACCGAUGUUUGUCGUUUUCUCUGGGCACAAACCUCUGAGAGCCAUCAAGGAGGAGUUCCACAGGAUUGCAGGAUUUCCCAGUGUGAUUGGAUGCAUUGAUGGCACCCAUAUCCCCAUCAUAGCUCCAUCACAGAAUGAAGGAGACUAUGUGAAUAGGAAGUCCAUUCACAGCAUAAAUGUGCAGAUCAUAUGUGAUGCUUCAUGCAUCAUUACCAAUGUGGAGGCCAAGUGGCCUGGCUCUGUUCACGACUCAAGGAUUUUUCGAGAGUCUAACCUGAGCAACAGACUGCAGCGUGGAGAGUUUGAUGGCCUUCUGCUGGGUGACAGGGGUUCAUGCCAACCCAGGCUGAUGACCCCAUACCCUGACCCUGAACCAGGCCCCCAACAGAACUUCAACCGGGCUCACUGCAGGACCAGAGCCCGGGUAGAGAUGACCAUAGGCCUGCUGAAAGCGCGUUUCCAGUGCCUACGUUACCUCAGGGUGACCCCUGAGAGGGCCUGUGAUACUAUAGUGGCAUGUGUUGUUAUUCAUAAUAUUACCACUAUUAGAGGAGAGCAACACCCUGCCGUACAAUAUGAAGACCCAGAUGAUGACCCCAUCCACCUGCCAGCUCUGCAAGACGGCAGAGCAGUCAGGGACAACAUAUGCAAUCACCACUUUGGAGUUUAA
Molecule: messenger RNA, 1097 nt
Organism: Acanthochromis polyacanthus (spiny chromis)
Lineage: Eukaryota; Metazoa; Chordata; Actinopteri; Pomacentridae
Product: putative nuclease HARBI1
Source: RefSeq, a predicted model, not a curated record